Molecule: messenger RNA, 951 nt
Organism: Bursaphelenchus okinawaensis
Lineage: Eukaryota; Metazoa; Nematoda; Chromadorea; Rhabditida; Aphelenchoididae
Source: the annotation of a GenBank genome assembly
AUGAUAAAACAGAUAUUAAUCACAAUCAAUGAUGAAAUGAAACCAACUACAUUGUCAGUCUUGUUACUCACGUUACUUUUCUACUACGGUAAGUCUUUUGACAAAACAUACUUUAAUACAAAAUUUAGAAACACCUGUGUUCAAAAACAGAUGUAAUCACUUUCAGAAACAAUUUAACCACCUUCAGAACGCAUACAUGUCACGUAUACAAGUACGAUUUACAAAAAAAAAGUUGAAAAUAUUUAAAAAAGUUUAGGCUCAGCUGAAGUAGAACCCCUGUUUACCCGAAUCUUGUGGAAUGUCACGAUGCAAGACGUCCUCAACCUUAUAAAUGCCUUCCAAUCACUUCUGAAGGCACACAACUUCGAAGAAUUCAAACAAAAACUCGAGACGUCAGAUCCAGAACUUGUAAACAAAGUUGUUGCGUUCAGACAAGGACUCGAUUCUGAAAUGGCAGACGUUUCCGAGCAGGCCAAGGAUUUCAGCGACAGAGUAAUAGGUUUAUUUGUAAUAUAUACUAGUAUAUUUAGAAUGACAUCAAGUAAUAUAACUUACAGUCAAUUAUUAAUUUACAAUUUACAGUUAACUUACUGUAUAAACUUACUAUAAGGAUAGGUAAGAGAGUAACAAGUGCCUCGAUUACCAGCUCUACUAGUGUAGAAUUAAGUUCGUAUCUUAAUUGCAUGUUUCCAGAUAAUUAUAGAGAUCACCCGACUGUUACCGCCUCCCAGUAACUUCACGUUCGACCUGGUUUCGGCCGAAACUCACAUAAGCGACUUGGCCGAAAUGUACUUAAACCUGGACUCAAAAUCCAAAAAAGGUAUCGAUGCGUUGGCACCACACUUGAAAGUCAUAUUCGACUGGUUAUCUACUCAAAUCAAGACCAUCCAUAUGUAUGUUAAAAACCCACUAGCCUUGUUAGCACAGCUUCCACUAAUCAUUAACCUAUAA